AUGUUGGUUCUUUUCACGACUACUGUGGGUCGAAGAGAUGGUUUUUCUUUGACAACAAAGCAUUCAUGUGAAACUUAUUCUAGAUUUGCAAAACUGGUUGUAGAUAUGGAGAACUAUGUGGAGAACCCAAAAGGAGAGCUUAUGGGGGAUAGGAAGAGCCAGAUGCUUACCCCUAAUGCUCAUGAUCUUGAAGCUCGCUUUUUGAAUAAAAAAACUUAA
Molecule: messenger RNA, 219 nt
Organism: Lactuca virosa
Lineage: Eukaryota; Viridiplantae; Streptophyta; Magnoliopsida; Asterales; Asteraceae
Source: the annotation of a GenBank genome assembly